This is a messenger RNA of Lycium ferocissimum, 2705 nucleotides long. Its product is annotated as nucleobase-ascorbate transporter 11. Gene Ontology annotation, molecular function: transmembrane transporter activity. The record is from RefSeq and is a predicted model, not a curated record. The transcript is spliced from 10 exons. Bases 246 to 2396 code for a protein of 716 amino acids. Gene Ontology annotation, cellular component: plasma membrane. NCBI's taxonomy places the organism in Eukaryota, Viridiplantae, Streptophyta, Magnoliopsida, Solanales, Solanaceae. Gene Ontology annotation, biological process: transmembrane transport.
GAAAAAACAAAUCAAAAUAUAGUACUACCAGCUUUUGUCUUUGAGCUCUUACUAACUUAAUAGUAGCCAUUAAUGGUUCAAAAGAGCUCAAAAAAACCAACUUUGACACCCCCAUUAUUGUAAAAACUUCACUUCUUUCUUUUCUUUACUUAAAGUUUUGUUCUUUUCUUGUUUUUGUGUAGUGGGGUUAGGAAAGAAUUGAUUUUUUUGGUGUUUUCUUGAUAACCUUUUGAGGAAAUAGUGAAAUGGAAGGUGGUUCAAACUCAAAAAUGAAAGAAAGAGUUGAUAAACAAAAUGGUUUAAAUCCAAAGAUUGAACCUUUUGUACCAAAAAAAGGUCAUGAUCCUAGAGAGUUGAAAUCUUGGGCUAAAAGAACUGGUUUUGUUUCAACAACUUUCUCUGGUGAACCUGAAAGAGGGAGAGAUUUGAAUGUCAGUAAUGAUAAUGUUGGAUUUGAUUUGGAAAGAGGGGUUGCUAAAAAUGAAACUGUAUCUCCAAAGAUUGAACUUGAUCCUAUUUUGGGAAGGGCUAGGAAUAGAGGGGUUGAAAUUGAGCCUGUUUUGGGGUCUAAUAGAAGAGAAAGAGGAGAGAAUCUUGGAAGGAGAAUUGAAAUGGAACCUAUUUUGAGAGCUCAUAAUGAAAAUGGCAAUGGUAAUGGACACAUAGUUCAAGAAGUAGCUCCAGUUACAGAACUAAGGAAGGAUGAUAGCAAUGUGGAUGAAGAAGAGGGACACGAUAACGAGGAUUCGGGUUAUGGAGGGUGGCAUAAGUCUCCGCGGAUAAAAUGUGGACUAAGGGAAAAUCCUGGUCUUGUGCCUCUUAUGUACUAUGGGUUGCAGCACUAUUUAUCAUUGGCUGGCUCACUUAUUUUUAUCCCUCUGAUUAUUGUCCCCACCAUGGGUGGAAGUGACAAAGAUAUGGCCAAUGUGGUUUCUACAAUGCUGCUAGUGUCUGGCCUUACCACAAUACUGCACACAUAUUUUGGAACCCGUCUCCCUUUGGUUCAAGGGAGUUCAUUUGUAUAUUUGGCACCUGCAUUAGUUAUCAUGAAUUCUGAGGAGUACCGGAAUCUUGCUGAGCAUAAAUUUAGGUACAUAAUGAAGGAGUUACAAGGAGCUAUAAUUGUUGGAUCAAUUUUCCAAAGCUUUUUGGGUUACAGUGGCUUGAUGUCCCUUUUGCUACGGCUUAUAAACCCCGUUGUGGUAGCACCAACAGUAGCUGCGGUGGGUUUAGCAUUUUUUAGCUAUGGCUUUCCACAAGCUGGUGGUUGUGUAGAAAUCAGCCUUCCUCAGAUACUGCUUAUCCUAAUUUUUACCUUGUACCUUGGAGGAAUAUCUAUUUUUGGUCUCCGCAUAUUUCGUAUAUAUGCAGUCCCUGUUAGUGUUAUAAUCAUUUGGGCGUAUGCGUUUUUCCUGACAGCUGGUGGUGCAUAUAACUUUAAGGGUUGUAGCCCCGACAUACCAAAUUCCAACAUCCUUAUUGAUGCUUGUCGGAAGCAUGCAGAUACAAUGAGGCACUGUAGGACUGAUGUUUCCAAUGCUAUGAGAACUGCUGCCUGGGUCAGGAUUCCUUACCCUUUCCAAUGGGGUAUACCGACCUUCCGGUUACGGACUUCAAUCAUUAUGGUCAUUGUGUCACUAGUUGCUUCCAUUGACUCGAUUGGAAGUUAUCACUCAGCAGCAAUACGAAUGAAUUUGAAACCCCCGACCCCGGGUAUAGUCAGCAGAGGGAUUGGUCUGGAAGGUUUCUGUAGUGUGUUGGCGGGACUUUGGGGAACGGGUACUGGGUCAACAACUUUGACAGAGAAUAUACACACUAUCAAUGCAACAAAGGUAGCAAACCGAAGGGCUGUACAGCUUGGAGCAGCUCUCUUAAUCCUCUUCUCCUUUGUAGGUAAAAUUGGUGCUAUUCUUGCUUCUAUACCACAAGCAUUGGCAGCCGCGGUACUAUGCUUCAUAUGGGCUCUUAUUGUGGCUCUGGGUCUAUCAACAUUGCAGUAUACCCAAAAUGCAAGUUCCCGAAACAUUAUAAUUGUUGGUGCAUCCUUGUUCUUUGGUUUGUCGGUCCCCGCUUAUUUUCAGCAGUAUGCACCAGAGACCGGCCUAAUCUUGCCUGGCUAUCUAAUUCCUUUUGCAGCAGCAUCCAAUGGACCAGUCCAUACUGGGAAUGCACAAUUCAAUUUUGCAAUGAAUGCACUUAUGUCAUUGAACAUGGUGGUUACGCUAUUGGUGGCAUUCAUAUUAGACAACACGGUCCCUGGUAGCAGACAAGAACGAGGGGUAUACGUUUGGUCAAAGGCGGAAGACAUAAUGACAGAUCCUUCUGCCCUUUUAGACUACUCGUUACCGAGUAGAGUAGCAAGAUGUUUCCAUUGGACCAAAUGUGUCGGCUCAUGAAAAGAUGCAACAACCAAAAAAUUGCUUUUGCUGCUUACCCAACUUCAGGGAGGAAACUUAUUGUGGUUCAAGCAUAGCUUAGAAAGAGUACAGCUAAAAUAGGUGAAAGGUACAUACAUAUUUUACACAAGGAGGCUACAUAUUUCACCAAAAUAUAGCAUUGUCUCUGUAAUGUGAAGAGCCAUAGGGCAAUCCCAUAUUCAACUGUUAAUUCAUUCUUAUACAGAAAUGUAAGUUGUCUUCUUUGUUAUGAUGAAUGGAAGCAUUAUAUUGAAAUACUCUUGCAAUGGAAUGGUUAUUAUUUACUAA